Messenger RNA from Helicoverpa zea (corn earworm), 2308 nucleotides. Its product is annotated as chromobox protein homolog 5-like. NCBI's taxonomy places the organism in Eukaryota, Metazoa, Arthropoda, Insecta, Lepidoptera, Noctuidae. Gene Ontology annotation, molecular function: chromatin binding. Bases 121 to 696 code for a protein of 191 amino acids. Gene Ontology annotation, cellular component: nucleus; pericentric heterochromatin. The transcript has 5 exons. The record is from RefSeq and is a predicted model, not a curated record. Gene Ontology annotation, biological process: negative regulation of transcription by RNA polymerase II; chromatin organization.
CCAUAUUUUAUUAUGAGAGCGCCAUUUUGAGAAAUUCUUCAGGUGACGCCGACGCGACGCUUCGCUACUAUUGUGAAUUUCGAAAAUUACAAGGCGCAUUAAUAAUCGGUUUCAAAUAAAAUGGGCAAGAAAGAUAAAAAAGGCGAUACCACCGACGGAUCCAGUGAGGAGGAGUAUGUUGUCGAGAAAGUUCUCGACAAACGUACAGUUAAAGGAAAGGUGCAAUAUCUAUUAAAAUGGAAAGGUUACAAGGAAGAAGAGAGUACCUGGGAGCCUGUGGAGAAUCUAGACUGUGAAGAGCUCAUCAAGACCUUUGAAGACAAUAGGAAGGAGAAAGAGGCUAAGAGCAAGAAGCCGGAAGACCGCGGCAAGAAGCGCGUCCGCGAGUCAAGUGAGGAGACGAACUCUGGCCGCAAGGGGCGCGGCACCAGCGUCUCUUCUGCUGAUGAUCAUAAGGAAUCUAAAAGGGAACGCAAGGAGGACAAGGCUAAGUCUGGCUUUGAUAAGGGACUGAAAGCUGAGAAAAUUAUUGGUGCAUCAGAUGCGACUGGUGAGCUGAUGUUCCUUAUCAAAUGGGCCGAUUCCGAUGAGGCUGAGCUGGUGCCUGCUAAAGUUGCUAAUGUCAAAUGCCCACAGCAGGUGAUAGCAUUCUACGAGGAGAGGCUAACAUGGCACACGCCGGCGGAGUCGGAAUGAUACAGGAGCGCGUGUGGCAUGCCCAGCAUCCGCUACGGCGGGGACUACUUCUAUGUCCGCGCUAUGGAGAUCUACGAGCGACAACGCCACAUUUAAACCCGUCACAGACAGUGUUGCUAGGACAGGACCUUCUAAAUAGUGUUGCCAUACUUCGCAAUUUCUAAUUUGGUAGCUUUGUCGAUGAGAUGUGAUUUUUACGUGGGAUCUUCUCGGGCCGAGAACGUAUUUGGUGUAUUCCUCUAUGAAUGUCUAGUUACUAAGUGCAGUCAUUACAUGGUUCCACUGAACAGUGGUCGCCAUUGUAGCUUCAUCUUAUCAUGUAUCUUUUCAUCAAUCGCCGUCAUAAUUUUCCAUAUGAUAAUAUGUCAAAUGUAUAUUAUUUUCAAGAGACAAUCUUGUCCAUAAUUUGCAUAUUAAGGUAAAUGCUUUGACUUGCAGGAAAAAACAAAAUGAUGUUUGAUGUUCUACCUAAGUCAAAAGCGUGAUCUUGAAGGUCUACAAGUUAAAGCAUUCACUUUGAUUUGGUUUUAUCUAGUAACGCAUCAAAUACUCUAUGGCCGUAUACAGAAAGAAAGCUGGAAGAAGCUGGAGCUUAUAAGCGCUUAUCGGCGCUUGACAGCGCUGGUAACCCGCGCAGGAAAAUAUAUGAACACGCGCCGAUAAGCGCUGACCGGCGCCGACAAAAGCUGGAAACUUAUAACCGCUUAUCGGCGCGUGUUCAUACAUUUUCCAUAUUGUGGCAGAAUAGAGGGUAGAUCUUUCAUAUAAAUACUGUGCAGUGUCCAUAAAACAGAGAAAAUUUCUGUUAUUAGGCUUAGUAAUGUUUUGGAAUUACAAAGCUUGACACGCCAGGAAAAAGAUCUUUUUUUUUUAUAUUUGUCUAGGUUUUAUCUUUAGGACUUUGUUAUUGAAUAUUAAUUUUUAUGUGAUAUAACUUUUCCACGGGCAAAUGAACUAUACCUAUUAGGAUAGAAAACUAAUGGCAGUAAGCAUGUUAUUGAGAGUAUCAGAAAAUGUUAGAAAUAUAGUCUAAAGCAGUCUUAAUUUGUGAGCACUUGUGGAAAUCAAUAAAUCACAAAAUGACGUUGAUUUCUCGGUGCGAUUACUACUUAUCACAAUCAGCCUGGUUAAUUCAAGCUGAGUAUUAUAAUUACUGUUUUAUAUAUGAACUUUAAGUGAAGAUUGUUUCAAAUGAUUGAUAGCAUUUCGCUUGAAAUAAUCCUCGGAUGGGAGGCAGGUGUGAUAAUACGGAGUAUUGAUUAGUCACCGAUGAGGCAAUGUGAUUUUGUUACAUAAUUUGUAUGUACUUGAAUGAAAAUUCUCAACUGUAUCUUGUCGGUUUAAAAGUGUAUGACAACGCUUUCACAGUAGCAGUUUAGCCGCGCGGUUUGUGCGGUCGAAAAUUAUACAAUUAUCGGUUCAAAACAUGACGCCUGGAACCGCCACAGAUUUUCGGAAUGUAUCGCACGUAGCAGAGCCGAAACUAUAUGCGCGUCAAAACUGCUAGUGUGAAAGCGCUCUAAUGCACACACGUUGCGAUAUUGUAGCGUCACUUGGACUUAAUCUUUAUAUAUAUAACUAUUAUUGAAUAUAAAUAAAUAGAGUUAAAGUA